CAAACUCGCAAGCACUUCUCACAAACCAUAAAUUAUUUGUGCUUCCACCCAAGCUUCCAAAUAUUCAAACCUUUCGUCAUCUUUGUCAUUCGUGACUACUCAUAAGUCAAAUUAAACAAUACAUCAAUCAACAUGCCUGGCCAAAUCGCAGCACCGAUCCCGGUUACGCCGCCGCGCAAGACCAUACGCCUUAGCACUACCACAGACCUCUUCACCAGCCUGAAUGCUAGCCUUACUACUAAGGAAAGCAAGCGAGCUGCCCCCAUCCGCACCAUCUCAGAGCGUGACUGGGAUGUUCCGGCUCCGCCACCUCCGAGCCCAGUGAGCUUCCACCCUGAUCACUGGCAACGGGCUUUGCAUAACUGAUCAACGUCUUGGACGUGAUCAAGCAAAUCUAUAUGAGGGAUGUUCAACAUAACAUCAUAUA
Messenger RNA from Hypoxylon trugodes, 427 nucleotides. RefSeq lists its product as uncharacterized. The transcript has 2 exons. The record is from RefSeq and is a predicted model, not a curated record. NCBI's taxonomy places the organism in Eukaryota, Fungi, Ascomycota, Sordariomycetes, Xylariales, Hypoxylaceae. The coding region runs from base 133 to 366 and encodes 77 amino acids.